UGCGUCUGCCUGUGGCCCUGAUCUGCCCCCUCGUGCGCGCACGCGCGUGAUCCGAUCUGCGUCGUCGCGCGCGGUGCGGAUCUUCGUGUCCGCGGGCGGGAUCUGGUGGCGGCUGCCGCCGUUGACCCGCUGCGUCGUUGUUUUGUUCUCGUGGCUGGAUUGUGCGGGAAGGCGAGGCGUAGGCGCAGAUCGGCUCCCGUGCUCGCUCGCGCGCGCACGGGAAAAUGAAUUCAUUUUGGCUCGGAUAAAAAAGAUAAUGCAAGCAGAUGAGGACGUUGGCAAGAUUGCACUAGCGGUGCCUGUUUUAGUUUCAAGGGCUCUUGAAUUGUUUUUGCAAGAUUUGAUUGAUCGGACCUAUGAAAUUACUCUUCAAAGCGGCGCAAAGACUCUGAAUUCCUUCCACCUGAAGCAAUGUGUGAAAAGGUACAGUUCUUUUGAUUUCCUGACUGAAGUUGUCAACAAGGUACCAGACCUUGGUGGUGCAGACUCUUGUGGGGAUGAAAGAGGAUUACCUAGAAGAAGAAAGUCAAAUGGCAGUGACCCUGAGAAUGAUGAAUCAAGAUCCAGCAAAAUGGCCAUAAGAAGUGCGAACAUCAGCCCUAGAGGCCGUGGGAGAGGUCGAGGCAGGGGGAGAGGGCGGCCACCAACCAAGAGAAAGGAAGUUGGUUAUGUACAGUUUGAGGAUGAGAGCAGCAUGUUUGCUGAACAAGGGGAACCCUUACCAGGAGACGAGACAGUUCCAGAGAGCAACCAUGGCAAUGAAAACAUAAACCAAAGUGCACAACCUCCAGUAGAGGCUCCCCCACCAGCAGCUGCGCCAGGUGCAUCUAAGGUGGAAGAAGCGAAUACCGACCAUCAGUCAGAUUGGCCAAUGCCAGAUGCUGCCACUGGAAACAUUGGUGUCGGUCCAUCUGGUUUUGGCCAUCUGACGGUGCAGGUUGAUGAGGAUGAGGACUACGACAACGAGGAUUAGUCAUGGUCGUCCUCAUUGUAUGGACUAACAGGACUGUUCUGGUGUUGUAAAAUGUAAAUAUAGUUUGAAGUAGUUGCCACAGCUUAGCUGUGAUGGACUGCUGAUGUGAUGCAGUUAUGUAGCUGUCCUGUGUAACUUUGGUUUCCCAAUAAUUGCUUGGUUGUUGCCUCUUAUUGAUUGACUACAAGCGUUUUGGCAUAUUUAACCGCAUAUUUGAGGAGUGCUUGACUAUUUAUAUUGUAAUAUUUUAUCAGUGAUUCUUUAUUGUACGACA
Molecule: messenger RNA, 1247 nt
Organism: Panicum virgatum (switchgrass)
Lineage: Eukaryota; Viridiplantae; Streptophyta; Magnoliopsida; Poales; Poaceae
Product: dr1-associated corepressor-like
Exons: 6
Coding region: 257-973 (238 amino acids)
Biological process (GO): regulation of DNA-templated transcription
Cellular component (GO): nucleus
Molecular function (GO): protein heterodimerization activity
Source: RefSeq, a predicted model, not a curated record